UGCUGAAGCUCGCAAUACGUGGAAAGGCCUGACUGAUGCUCUUGCCCUUAAAUUAAAAAAACUUAAUUCUAAAGAAUCGGCUCGAAGAACUUUAUCGAAUAGAAAACAACAACCAAAGGAGUCAAUUCUAGAAUAUGCUCAAAUUAUUAGAGGUUUAAUUAAUAAAGCCUUUCCAGAAGGAUCUUUUGUACCGAUUGUUGGAGAAUUACCAGAAGCUCGAGCUCAAAGAAUAAAACAGUGGAGAGAUGACAUUUCUAAGGAUUACUUCAAAAAUGGUCUAUGUAUGGAAAUUAAAGAAAAACUCGCAUUUAGGCCUACUAACUCAUUGGAAGAAACUAUUAAUUUGGCUAAAGAAAUUGAAGAAAUUCAGUGUUCCCUAAAGGAAGAUAAAUGUCGCCUACAUCAACAUAAUUUAACUGAACAAGCUUUAACUGAGGUAAAUGCAGUCCGGGCCGAAGUUAAUGCCAUAAAGGAUAAAUUUGAGAAAAAUGAUAAUAUGAAUCGACAAAAUUGGCAAAAUCCUAGAACUGACUGGAGAGGAAGAGGUUAUGUUCCCAAUAGAGGAAAUUGGAGACCACAAUGGAAUCCAAGGAGGAAUUUUGAAAAUUUGGGGGAAAACCGAGUGAGAUUCCAAAAUAAUUGGAGGGGAAGUGCUCAAAGUCGUGGAUUCCCAGGAAGGUGGGGACAACGCAGAGGAGCGGGAUCAUUUAAUUCAAAUAGAAUUCCAAUAAACAACCCAAGGAACGUUGAGUCAGGACCGUCUACAUCGGCCAGAAUAAGCGCUUUAACGAUGCCAUAUAUUACAUUAUUGGUAAUAAUAAAUGUUUUAAUUUCCGGAAUUUCUGCUCAAUACCAAAUAUGUCCUAAGGAUAAAAGUGGAUUUUCAAUUGAUUUUCCUUCACCACAAGAAUGCUUGUUACCGCCUAUGUACAGAACUGAAAUGAAAAAUGUUACAUUGUUUUUGCCAAAAUUAGUCCCAAGAUAUUUUCCUAUUUACCGAUGUUGGUUGGAGAAACAAACUAAAUGUACCAAGUCUAUUUUGAUAUACCAGGAGGAUUUGCCAGUUAAAGGAGAAAAAUUUUCAUUAAGUUUAGAAAGUUGCUGGAACCUGGUUAAAAGCACGAAAUUAAGAAGAAUUGAUGAAUUUUUAUGGUCCGUUUCAUUCAAUAAUGAUUUAAAAUAUGCAUGGUUUGGACAGCAUUGUGUUACCGAUAAACAUUAUUUUCUGGAGGAAGGAGAAGGUGCAUUAAUGAAUAAAAGAUUUGAGACUAGUUUUGGUGUCUCAAAAUCCUUAGAUUCUCAUACUAGAAAUGGUUCUUUUGAAGAUAAAGAAAAAUUACUUUCCGUUAUUGUAUGGAACGCUCCCUCGGAAGACUAUAUCUAUACCCAUUAUUCAUUUGGACCAGUACAAGCAGAGAUAUUUUACAAAAAUAAUUCUAUUAAUGGAUUAGUUAAAGUUAACGAAUUACAAUAUGUUUUCGCGCCGUCCGAGAACAUUUCAAGAAAUUCUGAAGUAUUAGGUGUUCCUGAGGAGGCUUGGCCAAUGGACAAUGACGUUUUCAUAUUAAUUUUAAACAAAACUGAAAGAAUCAUUCAAAAAAGGCAAGUUACAAAAAAACAAAAUUUUAGACGUACUACUACCACGACUACUACAACAACACCAAUUCCACCAACUAUUAAACCAAUAAAGACAACAAUCCGUCCAUUAUUAACAACAAAACAGCCAAUAUUAAGUACAACAGCAACAACACCUAUUCAUAAUAAAAGAAUAUAUACAACACCUACAAUUGAUUUAAAUUAUCAUCUCCCAGUACAACAACAAAUUAAAAAUAAUUAUUUGAAAGGAGAUCGAGGUAUACCGGGCCCAGAUGGAAGACCUGGAGCACCCGGGGAAAAAGGAGAUAUAGGAUAUACUGGACCUAGAGGAAUGAAAGGAGCACCUGGAGAAAAGGGAGAUAUGGGUUAUACUGGACCUAGAGGGUCAAAAGGAGCAUCAGGGCAAGAUGCUGUUCCAGGGAGUAAAGGAGAAAAAGGCGAUAUUGGAAUACCUGGAAGGCCUGGACAAGUUGGAUUACCAGGGAUAUAUGGACAGAAGGGUUUAGAUGGAUUACAAGGACCCCAGGGUCCGGUUGGACCUAAAGGCGACAAAGGAAGCCCAGGCAUUAAUGGUAAAAAUGGAUUACCUGGACCAAAAGGAGAACCUGGGCAUUUUGAUGGAAAUUUUGAAAUCUUCUCUACUUUGGCACCCUUAAAUAAAAGAGAAUUGAUAAUCAUGAGAAAAGUAGAUUAA
Molecule: messenger RNA, 2290 nt
Organism: Meloidogyne enterolobii
Lineage: Eukaryota; Metazoa; Nematoda; Chromadorea; Rhabditida; Meloidogynidae
Source: the annotation of a GenBank genome assembly